AUGCAUUAUGGGAGUACGGUCGCAAGCGAUGAUGGCGAACGCUCGCUCACCCAUAGAGAGAUGAUCGCCAUUGUUGAAGAGGUUCUGAGUCAAGAGAAGAAGAAAAUUGAGCAAAGGUCCAUUGCUUUCUACGGCUUCAAGAUCAUCUAUGCCAGUUUGCGAGGAUGCUCGCCAUGGGAAAUGCAAUGGUGCAUUCAAGAUGCUAUCGACCUCAAGAAAGAAUUUCCCAACCUCAUUUGCGGAUUCGAUCUUUGCGGUCAAGAAGAUGCUGGAAAGCCCCUCUCGUUUUGGGUACCCGACCUUCUCGAUAUGCAAAAGCAAUGCAGGGAUCUUGAUCUUCAUCUACCCUUCAUUCUUCAUGCAGGCGAAACUCUCGACGAUGGCGGCGACACUGACUCUAACUUGUAUGAUGCAAUAUUACUUCAGUCGAAACGAAUAGGUCACGGAUAUAGUCUUCAUAAGCAUCCGCUUCUUAUCGAGAUCUGCAAACAGCGUGAUAUCGCAAUCGAAAUAUGCCCUACAAGCAAUGAACUGCUUGGUUUGUGCGAACAAAUGCAAGGUCACCCGGUGUACUCGUUAUUGGCGCAAUCCGUCGCCUGCACAAUAAAUACUGAUGACCCCGGAUUUUGGGGAUCGUCUCACUCCCACGAACUGUACCAAAUCACCAUGGGAUCCAACAAAAUAUCACUUUCCGGAUGGAAACGUCUCGCAGAAUGGAGCUUGGACCACAGUUGUAUGGAUGAGGAAGAGAAGACUGAGCGGAAAAGAGUUUUUCAAGAGGACUGGCGCUUAUUCUGUGCUUGGAUCAUAGAAACAUUCCCCUAA
Messenger RNA from Penicillium angulare, 825 nucleotides. RefSeq names its product Metallo-dependent hydrolase. Bases 1 to 825 code for a protein of 274 amino acids. Gene Ontology annotation, biological process: adenosine catabolic process; inosine biosynthetic process. The transcript is spliced from 3 exons. The record is from RefSeq and is a predicted model, not a curated record. Gene Ontology annotation, molecular function: adenosine deaminase activity. NCBI's taxonomy places the organism in Eukaryota, Fungi, Ascomycota, Eurotiomycetes, Eurotiales, Aspergillaceae.